AUGGCGAUGGAACAAUCGUGGGCGCCGUUUCAUCCAACACUUUCCGAUUCUUGGUUUUGCGAUAUCUUUUCUAGUACAGAAACAGAAGCACUAACAAAAGCUUUGCAGAAAUCGUUCACAAAUCCAGCAACUGAUGAUAACUCUAGUCACGAUUUUUCAACGGACACAGUUGAAUCUUUUCUGGUUAGUCCGGCAUUAAAGCCGGUGCAGACACCCACGGCGGCUGGAGGUUUAGGAAGUGGAGUUCCGGUUGCGAAAAGCCGUUUUGAGGCACCUGUUGGAAAGAUCACAAAGAAGAAGUCACGUGCCUCGAAGCGGGCGGCGGCGACGAGGACGACGUUUAUCACGGCGGAUGCGGCGAAUUUCAGGAAGAUGGUGCAGCAGGUGACGGGGUUGAGACUCGGAGAUUUGAAUCCAUCGGCGCAAGGGCUGAAGCUGCAGCCUCAAAGAGCUAUGAAUGACAUGCAGGAUGGUGGAUGCUUGCCAACCCUUGACACCUCAGCUUUUAUGUUCCACCAAGUGGGGUCCACUUCAUUUCAGUCUGUUGAGCUACCGGCGGCCAAUCUUCCCCCGUCUCCGUCCGGUACGGGUGGCUUUGAAUUUGACUCCUUUUUCUGCUUUCCUACUCUUGAGUCUUGGAAAGCUGUGUAA
Messenger RNA from Fraxinus pennsylvanica, 651 nucleotides. The record is from the annotation of a GenBank genome assembly. Lineage: Eukaryota; Viridiplantae; Streptophyta; Magnoliopsida; Lamiales; Oleaceae.